UAACAGGCGCCUUCACCCCCGCUAUCCUCCUACUCCCAACCACACGAGCCAUUAAUUCUUCAGAGCAUUAGACCAUCAUUACAGCUGUGCCCAGUCCGAACCAUAGAAAUGGGAACACGUUGAGAACAUAGAUUUAUCGGGUCAUGAUUGACGACCGCCCCACCUUUCGUGGCAACUGCGGGUAGAUAACUAUCAUCAGAUAAGAGUCUUUAACUCUUUGCUGCAUUUUUAUUGUGUUGUUUUAUCAGCGACAGCAGCAUUCUGAUUUUCUCUUGGAGCUAUAAGUAGGACUUCCCAAGAUCCAAAAUUAUAAGGAGUCUUGGUUGUUUUGAGUCCUGAAGCAAAGCCUCAAAGAGAGAUAAGAGAACUUAGUUUGGCAGGCUCCAAGAAAACUAUUCUCCUUCUCUCUGUCUUCAGGAAUAUCUAGUAUUUGUCUUUCUUCAAUUAUUUGCCACCAUAUUGUUAGAAUUUGAUUGAGCUGAGAGGCAAGACCUCACAAGAGCAAAAGAAUAUAGUGGAAAGAGUUUCUUUUUUAUUGGUUAAAUUAGAAAGAACAGAGGAAAGCAAGGUAGCACUGUCAGGAAAAUGGUUGCACCUCUGUCAACUUGGCCUUGGGAGAACUUGGGAAUUUUCAAGUAUAUGCUUUACGGCCCUAUAGCUGCAAAAGUUUUGUAUUCAUGGAUCUAUGAGGAUACCCUUAAGGAUCUCUGGUGUCUUCAUAUACUCGUUAUAUGUGCUUUGAGAGGAUUAAUUCAUCAGCUAUGGAGCUCUUACAAUAACAUGCUUUUCCUAACUCGCAAUCGUCGGAUUAAGCAGCAAGGAAUUGAUUUCAAGCAGAUCGACAGAGAAUGGGACUGGGACAAUUUCAUAAUUCUUCAAGCUCUGUUAGCUUCCAUGGCCUGCAUGAUCUUCCCAUCCUUGGAUGGCCUUCCUCUCGUGAACCCAAAAGGAUUUAUUACUUUACUGUUACUGCAUGUCACAAUUUCGGAGCCCUUAUAUUAUUGGGCUCAUAGGUUUCUCCAUGAAAGCUACCUUUUCACCCAUUAUCAUUCACUUCACCAUUCAUCUCCGGUACCCCAUCCCUUUACAGCUGGACAUGCAACACUUUUAGAGCACCUUAUAUUAUGUAUAGUGAUCGGAAUUCCGAUGACGGGGUCUAUUCUGAUGGGUUAUGGAUCAACAAGCAUGAUUUAUGGCUAUGUUUUGGCAUUUGAUUUUCUCAGAUGCCUUGGACAUUCCAAUGUUGAAGUUGUUCCCCAUGAAAUUUUCAACAAGUUACCUUUCCUUAGAUAUUUGGUUUAUACCCCCACGUACCAUAGCCUGCACCACACAGACAUGGAGACCAACUUCUGUCUAUUCAUGCCGCUGUUUGACGCAAUGGGAAAUACGCUUAACGGGAACUCGUGGCAGCUACACAAGAAAAUCAGUUCAGGUUCAGGAGCGAAAGAAGGGAGGGUACCAGAUUUUGUGUUCUUAGCACAUGUGGUGGACGUAAUCUCAGCGAUGCAUGUCCCAUUUGUCUUCAGAUCAUUCGCAUCGAUACCAUUUUCCACAAGGAUCUUUCUACUGCCCAUGUGGCCUGAAACUUUUAUGGUUAUGCUAAUGAUGUGGGCUUGGUCUAAGACCUUCCUCCUCACUUUCUACAAUCUUAGAGGCCGUUUGCACCAGACAUGGGUCGUUCCUAGAUUCGGCUUCCAGUAUUUCUUACCAUUUGCAACGGGGGGCAUCAACAGGCGCAUAGAGGAGGCCAUUCUCAGGGCUGAUAGGAUAGGGGUCAAGGUCAUUAGCCUUGCUGCAUUAAAUAAGAAUGAGGCUCUGAAUGGUGGAGGAACACUCUUUGUUGACAAGCAUCCAGACCUUAAAGUCAGAGUUGUCCAUGGCAAUACCUUGACAGCUGCAGUUAUUCUGAAUGAAAUUCCUAAGGAUGUGAAAGAAGUGUUUCUAACUGGAGCUACUUCCAAGCUCGGUAGAGCCAUUGCUCUCUACCUCUGUCGAAAGAGAGUACGCGUUCUUAUGUUGACUUUAUCGACUGAAAGGUUUCAAAAAAUACAAAAGGAAGCCCCAGCAGAUUGCCAAGACUACCUUGUCCAGGUGACCAAGUAUCAAGCUGCUCAAAAUUGUAAGACAUGGAUCGUUGGCAAGUGGAUAACACCAAGGGAGCAGAGUUGGGCACCAUCUGGAACACAUUUCCAUCAAUUCGUGGUCCCGCCCAUUUUGGCCUUCAGAAGAGACUGCACCUACGGUGAUCUCGCAGCCAUGAGGUUGGCCGAUGAUGUUGAAGGCCUUGGAUAUUGUGAGUAUACGAUGGAGAGAGGAGUUGUGCAUGCAUGCCAUGCAGGAGGCGUGGUUCAUCAGCUGGAAGGCUGGACUCACCACGAAGUUGGGGCCAUUGAUGUCGAUAGAAUCGAUCUAGUCUGGGAAGCUGCUCUCAAGCAUGGUUUAAGGCCAGUGUCAAGUGUAAACAAGAAAGAUUCAUUGUGAUAAAUAAAUACCAUGAAAGAAGAAAAAAAAUAAAAACGAAAAAGAAAUUGAAUUUGAAAAUUGAAAAUAUAUGGUUAUAACAGGUCUCUUUUUUUCUUUAAUGAUUCAGCGUUUGAAGAAAACAACUAUGGUCUAGCUACAACUGAUCGUAACAUGAAGUACUGCCAUGUAAUAUGUACUUGAUAAAUUAAAAUAUUUAUUUAUACCUUGAUUGAGCAAAGGUGUAAUUUAA
Molecule: messenger RNA, 2713 nt
Organism: Durio zibethinus
Lineage: Eukaryota; Viridiplantae; Streptophyta; Magnoliopsida; Malvales; Malvaceae
Gene: CER3
Product: Fatty acid hydroxylase superfamily
Biological process (GO): lipid biosynthetic process
Molecular function (GO): oxidoreductase activity; iron ion binding
Source: RefSeq, a predicted model, not a curated record